This is a messenger RNA of Papaver somniferum (opium poppy), 1767 nucleotides long. RefSeq lists its product as uncharacterized. The record is from RefSeq and is a predicted model, not a curated record. Lineage: Eukaryota; Viridiplantae; Streptophyta; Magnoliopsida; Ranunculales; Papaveraceae. The transcript is spliced from 3 exons. The coding region runs from base 1 to 1767 and encodes 588 amino acids.
AUGGGUCAUGAUUAUACAGAGAACCUUAAGUCAGUAAACGAGAGCGUGACUAGCCUGGCUAAAACAGUUGAUGACUUCAUCAAGGCCAUGGCAACACAAAAGCUUGAGGAACAAGAGAGUAACAAAACCAAGGCAGUUGAUAAGCGCCAUCAACGGGAGGAAGAAAGAGUUGCUCGUAAGCAGGAACUCAAAGAGAACAACAUAGUUCUAACAACCGCUCUUACCACAACAAUAACAUCUGCUCUCACCACACAGCUAACUCAAACUACCACCACUAUCAAUACCCAACUUGCUGCUUCACUUCGUUCAGUUUUUUCUGAUUAUAUGCCUCAGCUGAAUCAAAAUAAUGGCCAUGAUGCUCCUCCACCUCCACCCCCAACUGGUGGUCAACCAAUCCCUGCCAGAUCCAAUACAAUCAAUCUAAAGUUCCCUACUUUUGAUGGAGAUGAUCUUGAUGGAUGGAUCUUUACUGCUGAUAAGUAUUUUAGUGUCCACCAAGCUGAUGAUGCUCUCAAAAUCACUAUUGAUGCUUCUAGUCUGAAGGGCGAUGCUAAUGUGUGGUAUCGUUGGAAGCAAACUAAAGUCACCAUUGUGACAUGGUUGGAGUUUUUUGCUCAUCUUCGUGCACGUUUUGCACCUGAAAAGUUUGUCGAUGCUCGUCUGGCUAUAAGUACAAUUAAUCAAGUAGAUGAUUACUUGACAAGUUGUUUUAUUCGUUCUCUCAAACCUCAUAUUGGUAGCGUGGUUAAAUUGCUUGCACCACAAACUUUGAAUGAAUCCUUUACUAAGGCAAUCCAUCAAGAGGAAGCUUAUGCAACAGUUAAUAAGUUUAAUACACGCCAACCUUAUCGUACGCCUCCACUUCGAAGUGACGCAUCAACCUCUACCACUCCAAUCAAGAAGCUGACACUUCCUCCAGGUUAUAAGAAGCUUACAUGGGAAGAGAUGAAAGAAAACGCGAGAAAGAUGCAUCCUACUUCUGUUGAAGAUGUUUUUGAAGUUGAGGAUAUCACAGAUGACCAACAAAUUCAUGAGGAUCCUCCUACUCAGGAAUCAUCCCCAGCUAUUUCUUUGAACUCACUUUUAGGCUCUACAUUUCCUAAUACAAUGCGAAUUACUGGAUAUGCAAAAGCUAGACCCCUCACAAUUCUUUUGGAUUCAGUAUCUACGCAUAACUUUUUGCAUCCUAGCAUAGCUAAGAAAUGUGGCUUUGUGGUUUCUUCUACUACUGACGCUUUACGUGUAACAGUGGGUAAUGGUGGUCAUCUUGAAACUAAGGGUAUUUGCACUAUCCCUAUCAACUUGCAAGGUACAUUUUUUCAUAUUGAUUUCCAUCUAUUAGAUAUUAGUGGUUGUGAUGCGGUUUUGGGAAUCCAAUGGCUGCGAACAUUGGGAGAUAUUACUUGGGAUUUCGGAAAAUUGACAAUGCAAUUCAGCAUUCAAGACACUAUCAUAACAUUAACUGGCAAUCAAUCAUCAUCUAUAAUGAUUAUGGACGUAUCUCCCAUGCAACGUUUAUUAUCUACUGAGAAUUAUGGAUUUCUGUUAGAACUAGUUACACUAAAUACUUUUACCGCCAAACAAUCAUUGUCGCCUGGAAUUCAACAACUGCUAUCAAAUUUCAGUGAUAUUUUUUCUACUCCAACAUCACUGCCUCCAGAACGUGUUCAAGAUCAUAAAAUUUCUUUACUACCAGAAACUGGACCUGUGAAUGUACGUCCAUGCAGGUAUCCACACUUUCAGAAAGAUGAAAUUGAAAAAUCGUAG